AUGCUCUCCCUCCGCUCCGUCCUGGGGUCUUCGACCCGCGCCCUGCGCCACCUCCCGUCCGCGUCCCGGCCGACAACGACAACGACGACGACGAGCGGCUUCUUCUUCUCCCGGCAAUACUCCUCGCAGCUGACAAAAUCCCUGACGAACGGUCUGCAGAGACUGCGCGGCGCGGCGCAGGGCAAUGUCGCGAGUCUGGGGUCGAGCGUGCGCCAGAUCGAGCAGGUCCGUGGGAUGAAGACCCGCUCGUCUGUGAAGCGGUUGUGUGAUGGGUGCAAGCCUGUCCGGAGAAAGAACAGAGUGUAUAUCAUCUGCUCGAAAAACCCCAAGCACAAGCAGCGGCAGGGCAAAUAG
Aspergillus terreus NIH2624 is the source of this 354-nucleotide messenger RNA. Its product is annotated as 50S ribosomal protein L36. The record is from RefSeq and is a predicted model, not a curated record. The transcript has 3 exons. Gene Ontology annotation, cellular component: ribosome. Gene Ontology annotation, molecular function: structural constituent of ribosome. Gene Ontology annotation, biological process: translation. Lineage: Eukaryota; Fungi; Ascomycota; Eurotiomycetes; Eurotiales; Aspergillaceae. Bases 1 to 354 code for a protein of 117 amino acids.